AUUAAUGACAACUGUCCAAGAAAACAAAACACGAAAACAAACAAGAGAGAACUACAUCAGAGAUAUUUCUUGUUCACCGCUUCUUUCGUUUGAAAACAGAAGAAGAAGAAGAAGAAGAAUCUUAUUUUUAUAAUACAAAAUAUGUUUACUAUAUAAUAUAUAAUUGAUUGGAAGAUAUGCAGUCAAAUAAGUACGACAUAUUUGUAUUCUCAAAAUGUUCAACUAUCCACUCAAUAAUUAGUUCUAUUGUUGUUUUUUUUAAUAUAAUUGACAUGUGUAUGUACAUAUGUACGUAUAUAAAUAUAAGAUUGAGUAAUUCUAUAGUUUAUUCAAUUAAGUGGUUAUCAUUUUAACUUAUUUGUAAACGAUAGAAUGGUGGACGAACAAUUGAAUCAUGAUGCAUUGAAUGAACAUAAUCGAUUACGUGCAUUACAUGGAUGUCCUCCAUUGAAAUAUGAUUCAAGACUUGCUAGAGAAGCACAAGCUUGGGCUGAUAAUCUUGCACGUAUGAAAAUUAUGAAACAUAGUAUAUGUGAUGAAUAUGGUGAAAAUUUGGCAACAUCACAAUCUACUGGGAAAGCGGAAUUGACCGGGGCUCGAGCAACACAAAACUGGUACAAUGAAAUUCAUGAUCACAAUUUUGAUAAACAGUUUCAAAGUGAAACAGGUCAUUUUACGCAGGUUAUUUGGAAGAAUACAUCAAAAGCAGGAUUUGGCAUUCAAUAUUCAAAUGAUGGACAUCAUGUCUUUGUAGUAGGACGUUAUGAACCAGCUGGGAAUGUAUAUGGUGAAUUUCAAGAAAAUGUACCUCGACCUAUCCAUGGACAGUCAACUCCGAAAUCCAAAGAAUUUUCUUACCAACAUGAUGAACAAAAUGGUCCAAGAAGAACCUGUCGAGAUGAAAUAGUCAUUGUUCGAGAGACAGAUAGAAGAGACAACAAUGGUUCAAAUCAUAUUACAAUGGUAGAUAGUUCUAAACGAAACUGGUCAAAUGGAACGACGCCAAAUAGUAACAAUGAAAGUACAAUUCGAGCAGAGAAGAAGAGCCAACGAAAAUGUGCGAAGAGGUGCAGUAUUAUUUAGUUAGCAAUUGGUGAUAAUAACUAUAAUUUGUUAUAUGUUAAUAUAGACUAACUCAUAACUUUACAUGGAUUAUAGUGUCAAUGUUUCGAAAGAUUUAUUCGACAAAAAAAUUGACAAGAUAAUCUUUUACAAUGACUGCACUAAAUGAUAAAAAGGAGCAGUCAAAGUUUUGUUUCAUUAAAGUGAUUUUUUCAGGCAGUUAAAAAUGGAAUUAAAGAUUUCAAAUGUGAUUUGCAUUUCUUAACUUCAUUUUUCUCCUGUCUGCUUUUUGUAUAUUAUUCUAUACUACUUUUAAAAUAUUCAGUAGUUUAGAUUAUGUACUGUUUUUUAUGUAGUGUAAUGUAAUUCAUACUUCUUUAUCUAUUAGACAUUUAUUUUCCAUAUUGAUUAGCAAUUUUUAAACAAAUUUUAUCUUCUGUUUUAAGGGUUUCAGAUUUGAAUAAAUUAUUUAAUUGAAA
Schistosoma bovis is the source of this 1541-nucleotide messenger RNA. NCBI's taxonomy places the organism in Eukaryota, Metazoa, Platyhelminthes, Trematoda, Strigeidida, Schistosomatidae. The record is from the annotation of a GenBank genome assembly.